AUGAUCCUGGGGCAGAAGCUCGCGCAGAUGGGGCUCUCGGUUACGGUGCUCAUCCCCGGGAAUCGCCCGCUCCGCCGAGUCCUCAACAACAAUCCCACCGACGGCCUGGACGUGCUGCUCGAGGUGCUGGACAUGGCCGAGGACGAGGACUCCUGGCAGCCCAGCAGCCGAUCCAUCGCCACCGGCGCGCGGCGGCUCCAGGUGGAUAUGUGCGCCGUGGCCAGCACCAUGUCCAUGUUCCAGAUGCACGGCGAGGCCCUCCGCCGCAAAUUCGACGAGAUCAGGCGCUCGCCAUCGCCGCCCGUGUACGCCGUGAUGGAUUACAUGCUCUUCUCCUCGGCCAGCGAUGGAUUCCUGGCCGAGAACGCCAGCCUCGUCCCGAUCUGCGUCUUCUGCCCGAUCUCCGCCGCCAGCAUCAUCUUCCAUAUGUCGGCCUCGCAGCAGACGCUCCCCUCCAAGCUCGCCGAUGGGUUCGUCAUCCCGGGGCUGCCACCAUUCCGCCCACACGACAUCUCCGACUACUACCGCGAGACGUCCCACGUCUUGAAUCUCCUCUUCUCCGAGCACAGCAAUCUCCUGGCCGAGUUCCAUCGCCUCAUGAUCAACACCUUCCACGAUCUCGAGAACGGCCCCCUGGACGUGCUCCGCCUCGACGCCAAGGCCACCAAAUCCAAGGUCUACGCCGUCGGCCCGCUCCUCCCGCCCGAGUUCUUCAAGCUCGAUCUGGCCAAGCCCACGGGUGAUCGCGCGGUGGAGGAGAUCAAGGAGCACCGCGAUCGUCUCGUCAAGAGCGCCGACGAGCAGCGAUGCAAGGAGUGGCUCGACGGCCAGCCGGAGACCUCGGUGCUCUACAUAUGUUUCGGGAGCUGGAUCUCGCUGUCGCGCGCCCAGAUCUUGGAGCUGGCGGUGGGAUUGGAGGCGAGCGAGCAGGGAUUCCUGUGGGUGUUCUCGCGCGUCCAGGAGAUGGAAGCUCUCCCGGAGGGAUUCGUGGAGAGGAUGGCGAGUAGCAACAAGGGCUUCUUCUACGUUGGCUGGGCGCCGCAGUUCGUCAUCCUCAGUCACUCCUCCACGGGCGCGUUCGUGACGACGUGCGCGUGGAACUCGGUGCUCGAGUGCAUCUCCCUGGGCGGCCUGCCCAUGCUGGCGUGGCCCAUCACCAUGGACCACCUACCCACGUGUCGCUACCUGGUUGACGUGCUCCACGUGGCGGUGGAGGUGAUUGGCGACGGCGACGAGCGUCUCGUGGGGCGUGCCGAGGUGGAGGCCGCGGUACGCGCGGUCACGGUCGGGGAGGAGGCCGCGGCGAUGCGGCGGCGUGCCGCGGCACUGCGGCGUGCGGCGUGUGAGGCGGCGACGCAGGAGCCAUUGCGGCCGUUUGUUACCGAGGUACUGCGCCACGCCCACCAGCCGCAGUAA
Molecule: messenger RNA, 1416 nt
Organism: Selaginella moellendorffii
Lineage: Eukaryota; Viridiplantae; Streptophyta; Lycopodiopsida; Selaginellales; Selaginellaceae
Product: UDP-glycosyltransferase 72B1-like
Exons: 1
Coding region: 1-1416 (471 amino acids)
Molecular function (GO): UDP-glycosyltransferase activity
Source: RefSeq, a predicted model, not a curated record